AUGUUCGAUUUUUGUGUAGAAAUGCAUUUAUUAAAUACAACAUUAAAUGUAUUAAUUUUACAACAACAAAUUUUUCAAGCACGUUGGUAUUCAGAUCAUCCUCUUCUUUGUUUACCUCAUUUAAGUGCACAUUCAAUCGACGGAAUUGGGUUUGGAAGAGAUUUUUUUCCUUUAAAUUUUAAAAUUUUUUUAAUUUCAAGUCCAUUAUGUUCCAUUCCACAAAUUAAAGAACGUCUUGGAAUUUAUCAACUAAAUAAUGGACAGAAGCUAAACAAAAAAGAGGAGAAGCGAAUUAUAACUGAAUUGUGUUCUAAAAGUAUUUUAAGCGAAAAAGAAGCUGAUGAGCUUCUCAAAGCACUUUUACAAUGGCCAAUACUUUCUUUAGAGCAAAUUUAUCUUUUACCUCAACAAAAAAAGCAACGUCAAAAAUUUGAAGAAAAGAUAAUUAUAAAUGUGGGAAUGAAUGGAAAAAAUUUGGAGCUUUCUGCGUCAACAAAUUAUAAAUUUUUUGUUUCACUAAAGCUCUGUGGACCUUAUUUGGCCAAUUCAAAUGCUUUUUGCCCAAAAUUUCCAAAGAAGAGAAUGGCAGGCUGGAUACUCCUUUUAGGUGAUGCAACAACAAAUCAUCUUUGGGGACACGAAAGAAUUCCUUCAUUAAUUGAAGAACAAAAAAUUGCAAGACUGAGAAUUUUAACUCCUAAUGAACCUGGUAUUUACCAAUUACUUUUACUUGUAAUUUCUGAUACAUAUUUGGGAAUUGACCAACAAUAUAUGCUCAAUUUUAAAGUUGUAUAA
Molecule: messenger RNA, 795 nt
Organism: Meloidogyne enterolobii
Lineage: Eukaryota; Metazoa; Nematoda; Chromadorea; Rhabditida; Meloidogynidae
Source: the annotation of a GenBank genome assembly